CUCUUGUCUAAUAUAAUCAACGGUCCAAGGUCCAAUGAAUCGUGAACUGUAGUCUUGGACCCCACAGGGAUCGCGCCCUCUACGUCAAGAUAACGUUCGCAGACACGGUGUUGUAAGAGGUCAGCCAAAGUCACAGCCACGUCCUGGUUUCCGCCCCCAAGAAUAUAGAGUUUCUUUUCUUGUUUAUUGAUGGUCUUAGGUCCUGGCUCUACUUGCGACCCGGCAUAUUUCCUCGUCGUCAACUUUGGUUCUUUAGCUCUGCUUGAUCAGAGACACAGGACGCCAUUCAGCACCAUGUCUGGCGUGCCACCGAAAACACCAUACGCCGAGUCGCGAGGCAGCGCCGACCAGGAGACGAAGCCUCUGCGGACUAACAUAAAAGAGACGGAUGCACGGCAAAAGAACCACCUAUUUGCCCUUUUCCUACUUUUCGUAUAUAUCCCCCUUACUACAGUGCCCUGGGCGUUGACAUGUGUCAUGUCUAAACACCCUCUAGGUACAACGUCGUACCACGUCCCAGGUGGACUUGCUGGCGAGCAGAUCCGCGGCAUCGAGAGAUGGGUAACUGCUAUCCGGGUUCUGAAUUCCAUCAGCAGUGUGGUCACGAUCCCGACGCUUUCCGCUUUACUGGCACAGGCGGCGGUAGUGUACAGCGAAAGCCGCGAGCCGCGGCACGACUUCCAGGUCAAGCAUUUGACCGUCCUCGCUGACCGCGUGUGGACGAACCCGGUUGCGUUGGCGGAAUUGUGGAAAUGGGAGGGGCAGGAGUCGGUGAGGGUUCGGAAUCUGAUUUAUUUUGCUGCUGGGAUGAUUUUGCUUGGUGGGUUGCAACAACCGCUCUACCAGGUUCUUGUCCCCAUCGAACCAAUGCUCGUUCUCAACCACGAUGCCAGGUUCCCGCAAAAUGUUGGAUGGGAGCCCGACCCAGAGGGGAUAUCCAAAACGUUCUUGGAUCCAGUCGUACAGCGACUUAUCCGAGAGAUGGCGAUUGCCAACGUUGAAGAAGCAAAAGCGAACUGGUGGGCGAAUAUGUCGGCGCCAGAGGUGGCUGACCAGAAACUUCCGGACCUGUACAGCGAAAACUUUGUCAGUGCGCUGCCUCAAGGAACGACGACGGGUGUCUUGCGCGAACUCGUUUUGCGCUUUAAUUCAUCCGUAUCUUGUGAGCGUAUCCCGCGCUCCCAGUUCCCGUCCCCAUGUACGGGGGAACGAUCGUUCAACACAUCCUUCACACACGACGGCAACUCCACGCGGGUCUGCGUACCCGGGGAUUUAAUGAUGUCUCCAUGGACGCUGUCCCGUAGCAGACAGGAUAUCGGAGAAGAUUUGUACCUUGAUGUUGUGGCGCAACUUGAAAUGGUUAUAGAUGGGUUUCUGGAGGACUACCCUAUCGACUUCACUCUGCAUUGCAGCGCCACGACGACCCGGGGCUACUUCGAGCCCGGCAACUACUUCAACAACUACACGUGGGGACCAUUGUUAGAGCGCUGGCCCAGCUCCGAAGAACUCAAAGCCUACAACGGCUACCCCCGCACAGAAUCCACCGACUCCCCACGGCAGACACAUUUCAGCACUCUGAUGUACACCCCAGGCCCGCUAGCAACAGCAGCCAUCGCGCUAUUCGGACGCAACACGUUCUUCGACCUAGGCAUCCAAGCAUGGAACGACACCUCGACCAACAAAACGCACCCGUUCAGCUGGGACCAAGUCUGCGCCACCCUCCCCUUCUCGCAAUACGAGUCUCCCCUCCCGCUCAACACGACCGACCAAUUCCCACCAUGCGCGUUCGACGCGAUGCGCAGCAGCGUCGACCAGGGAACAUCGUGGAGCAGCGCCCUCGCCAUCUGGCUCCACGGCUUCAACGACACGGCCGGCGCCACAGAGGUCCUCGGCAUCGCCGUCGCCCUCGCCACCGAAGCGUUCCUGACCCCCGAGACAUAUAAUAAGAUGGGGACGAGCAGGGCUACGGGGCGGUUCAUCUACUCGGGGACGGGGACGACGAUCCACAAGCCGCGAGUCAGUGUGGUCGCUAUGGCUGUGAUUUCUAGCAUCAUAGCCCUCGAGUUGGUUGGGCUGGGGUUGCUUGGUUGGAUUAUCUUUCGCAGCUCUUCGACUGUACGGGCGUUGGAUGCCAUGACGUUUGCUAGUGCUAAGGAACGGAUUGAAGGGAGGUAG
Periconia digitata is the source of this 2175-nucleotide messenger RNA. The record is from the annotation of a GenBank genome assembly. Lineage: Eukaryota; Fungi; Ascomycota; Dothideomycetes; Pleosporales; Periconiaceae.